AUGAGAGAAGAAAACCAGUCUUCUACCACAUAUUUCAUCCUGCAGGGAAUUACCAGGCAGCAAGAACAGGAAGAUUUGUUUUUCAUCCUUUUCCUGUUCAUUUACUCCAUCACAUUGAUUGGAAACAUGCUCAUCAUCCUAGCCAUUCUCUCUGACAUUCAUCUUCAUAAUCCCAUGUACUUUUUCCUUGCCAACCUCUCUCUUGUUGACAUCUUCUUCUCAUCUGUAACCAUCCCAAAGUCACUGAUGAACCAUCUCCUGGGUAGUAGAGACAUUUCCUUUCUUGGAUGCCUGACACAGAUGUAUUUCAUGAUAGCCUUUUCUAACACAGAUAGCUAUAUAUUGGCUGCAAUGGCAAUUGAUCGAGCUGUGGCCAUCAGUAGCCCACUUCAUUAUGCAACAAUUAUGAGCCCCCGGCUCUGUAUCCUGCUUGUUGUUGGGUCUUGGGUGGUUGGAAACACCAAUUCAUUUCCUCAUACUCUACUCACAGCUCAUCUUUCCUUCUGUGGCAGCAAGGAAGUGGCCAGCUUCUACUGUGACCUUGCCCUUCUGCUCAAGCUCUCCUGUUCUGACAUCUACUUUAAUGUGAAGAUAAUGUUUCUAGGGCUUGUUGUUUUCUCUCUGCCAUUCCUUUGCAUAAUUAUCUCCUAUGUUCAAGUCUUCUCCACAGUCUUACGAGUUCCAUCCAUGAAGGGCACACUCAAAGCCUUCUCCACCUGUGGUUCUCACCUGACAGUGGUUUCUUUGUAUUAUGGGACAGUUAUGGGCAUGUAUUUCCGACCUCUGAGCAGUUACAAUCUAAAGGAUGCAGUGAUAACUGUGAUGUACACAGCAGUGACCCCAAUGUUAAAUCCUUUCAUCUACAGUCUGAGAAACCGGGACAUGAAGGCUGAACCUCUGUGA
Messenger RNA from Castor canadensis (American beaver), 903 nucleotides. RefSeq names its product olfactory receptor 1A1-like. NCBI's taxonomy places the organism in Eukaryota, Metazoa, Chordata, Mammalia, Rodentia, Castoridae. The record is from RefSeq and is a predicted model, not a curated record. Gene Ontology annotation, biological process: G protein-coupled receptor signaling pathway. Gene Ontology annotation, molecular function: G protein-coupled receptor activity; olfactory receptor activity. Gene Ontology annotation, cellular component: membrane.